GUGAGUUUGAAACUGCUCGCACUUCUCUUCAAAGCUGGCGCUUCGAAGUUAGGGGAGAGCGCCGCUGACGUGAUAGCCGCCGCCGCUUUCGCCGGGGGAUAAUAAGCCGGGAUCUACCAUACCCACUGAUUAACUAUGGAAGACUAUACCAAAAUAGAGAAAAUUGGAGAAGGUACCUAUGGAGUUGUGUAUAAGGGUAGACACAAAACUACAGGUCAAGUGGUAGCCAUGAAGAAAAUCAGACUAGAAAGUGAAGAGGAAGGAGUUCCUAGUACUGCAAUUCGGGAAAUAUCUCUAUUAAAAGAACUUCGUCAUCCAAAUAUAGUCAGUCUUCAAGAUGUGCUUAUGCAGGAUUCCAGGUUAUAUCUCAUCUUUGAAUUCCUUUCCAUGGAUCUCAAGAAAUACUUGGAUUCUAUCCCUCCUGGUCAGUUCAUGGAUCCUUCACUUGUUAAGAGUUAUUUGUACCAAAUCCUACAAGGGAUUGUGUUUUGUCACUCUAGAAGAGUUCUACACAGAGACUUAAAACCUCAAAAUCUAUUGAUUGAUGAUAAAGGAACAAUUAAACUGGCAGAUUUUGGCCUUGCCAGAGCUUUUGGAAUACCUAUUAGAGUAUAUACACAUGAGGUAGUAACACUCUGGUAUAGAUCUCCAGAAGUAUUGCUGGGGUCAGCUCGCUACUCAACUCCAGUUGACAUUUGGAGUAUAGGUACCAUAUUUGCUGAAUUAGCAACUAAGAAACCACUUUUCCAUGGGGAUUCAGAAAUCGAUCAACUCUUCAGAAUUUUCAGAGCUUUGGGUACUCCCAAUAAUGAAGUGUGGCCAGAAGUGGAAUCUUUACAGGACUAUAAGAAUACAUUUCCCAAAUGGAAACCAGGAAGCUUAGCAUCCCAUGUCAAAAACUUGGAUGAGAAUGGCUUGGAUCUGCUCUCGUUUCUAAAGCUUAAGAAGAAAGAACCUGAAGAAGGCAGGCAAAUGCUAAAGCCAGCGCAGCCCAGAUGCCAAGGAGCACCCAGCUCAGGGUUGUGCAAACCAGCCCUCACAGGCCUGCAAGCCCCUCGUUAGCGCCGAAGCUCCUGAGACCUCUACCUCAAGGCUGAAAGGACCAAGGUGAGAUCGCUUCCAGUCCAGUUCAUUUGCUAUCCCAUUUUAGGCAGCACUGUCUCCUUUUAUCACGUUGCACGUGGCCCUCUUGUGCUGCUUAAUUCCGGCUCCUUGUUCAUACGGAUGACCCAGAUUGGAUCAGUGCAGUAAACCGUGACCCGACCUUUAUAAACAAACGAACAAGUAAACCAUAACCCAGCAGCAGUAAUUGGUCCAGGGGUGGGCAAACGAUCUAAGCAAGGCCCAUGAGGGUCCUUUUUGCUGUAGAAACCUCGAGAGAAUGAAGUCGUCUUUCUGCUGAUAGUGCUAAGCUGGGAUGACAUGGCUGGAAGCCUGAGGCAUCUCCCCCAUUCUGCCGAACUGGCUGAGCCAAGAAAGUGGUGAAUAGAGAAAGAUUCUCAGGAGUUUGAUGUCCCUGGUUCCGGCGGUGCUGCCUUAACAUUUGGAGCUACCCACUAUCCCUUGUAGGGGUAGGAGUUGUGGGUUGUUUAUUCUUUUUUGCUUAAUCUUGUUUGAGUUGGGGUUCUGUCAUUUCAACCCCCAAGAGCCACAGCUGUCAAUACCAAGAUAACACUUGGAUGAAUAAUCCUAAAGGAACCCCGAAUUUUAAGCACCCUCAUAGUUAUAAAUCCUUACAUAAAUAUCUUCCUUUAAAAGCACUUUAUUUCUCAUAAUCAUUGUUUUCAGUGCAGCUUCUAGUAUUGGUUGUGUAGAAUGGUACUGAUAUAGAUGUAUUCCUAUUGACCUUUCAAAGAACCUACAAACUUUUGAGGAAUGCUUACAUACGUGUACCUACUCUUUACCAGUCAGGAGUAAAAAUCUGCAGCAUUUAUUUCUAUGGGCAGUCAUGCCUUUCCUUGAGAUAGGAUUUCAAAACCGUGCUAUACUUUUCUGCUAAGGAAAUAAUGCAAUGACAAAAGCAGAAUGUUUGGGGAGAAUUUGUUUCCUAAUGAGUAUUAGUAGUUUUUUGUAUUUGUAAAGAGCUUUGUAGUAAUUAAGUGGCCUAUGCUAUUUCAAUAGACAGAAGCUUCCUAUACUAUAAAAAUGCCCUUAACUAUAAAACCUCAAGAAUAAUUAUACCAUAAAACAUACUUUAUAAUAUGGACAGAAAAGAUACAUUUCCCAACCGACCAUAGCCAUUUGUCUCGAUGGUUCUGGUAUCAUGACAGACAUAUUUAUGUGCAAGAAAAUACAAAUCUAUUCUUCAUGAACUGCAUUCACUGCUUCAAAGAUCCAAGUGGGAAGCAGAACAUUUGCUCCAUCUUAAAUCUUCUUGCUAGAAUUUGAACAUAGUUUUAGAAAUGCUUUUUGGCUUCUUGUUUGAAUUACUUCUCAUGCAUAGGCACUAAUGGAAAAUGGUUCAGAACAUAGAAAGAUUGCAAUUUCCCCCGUGGGCACAAAACAUUUUAGACCAGUCAACAUCAAUCUGAAGCCACACGGACUGGAUGACAAAUGCAAUGUUAUUUAUAUGUUCAGAGCUCUUAGUUACCCAUGCCAACAGAAGGUUCUAGCGGCUUGGAUAACCUUAAAGAGCCAACAUCUCACCUCCCUACCCCCAGAUUUUGGCACUCUGUGACCCACCCACUUGCAACAAAUCUCAUUUCCAAGUAAGUGAAAUAAAAUUUUAGAAUUGAAUGGGAUCUUGGACAUUGUUCGGUUCAAUCCUUAUUUUCCCAAGGAGGAACCUACAGAUUUCAGCAACAGAGUGAGAAACAGAACCUAGGUUUUCUGACUUCCAAUUUAAAGAGACUUCUACUCUGUUUUAGAUUGCCUCUGACAGUGAAGCUGGGAGUCAAUAAUGGCUUCAAGAAAGAAAUUAUGUAUUUUAAGGAUAAAAUGUGCAGACAGGAGAGAACCCAAGUAAUCAGUGAGGAGAAAAUAGAAGUCAGAUCAGAGAACGUUGCAUAGAUUUUCAGUUGCUAGAAAUUAAAAGUGAAAUAGCCAACAAUGCAAGUAGCACGUGCAAGCCAAGCACAUUGUCAGUGAGAGGUACUGAGCGUGUUCUUUGCAAGAGCAAUAGCGAUUUUCAUUCUCUACUUCCCUUCAGAGGGUAAUGGGGGGUUUAACUCAGAUGUUACAGGUAUUUGUAAAUAGUCACAUUCUAAAAAAAAAACUGAAAAAAGAAACUGUCCAACUGCAAUUUAAGUAUGUAUCAUGUAAUAAACAUUGUGAUGUUAAUAUUACAUAUUCAUAUGGUCUCUGGCACUGGAAUAGCUGGCGUAUGUAUAAUAAAGGAAAAGGCAAAGAACUCAGCUUUAUCUCUUUUAUCCCUUUUCAAGAGAAAUACCUCAUGUGUUACCAUGUUUGGAAUAUUUCCUAGCAUGGCUGAAAAAGCAAGGAAUAAACAGCAAUCAUUCAGUGUGCCUGAUGACACAAAAUAAGGCAGUUGUUCACAAACAGAAAACUGGACUUUUGAGCAGAUGUUUAUUUAAAUACAAACAUCAACUCCUACUUUUCCUGUUAUCUCCAAUUAUGUGAUGCAAUAUUUUUACCAGAAGAAGCUCUUUUUAAAAACAGCCUUCCAGGGAGUGAAUAAACAAUACUAUAUUUGGCUAACAGCUGCUUUUGGAAAAUGAGAUGUCAGCAAAGCUGAAUGUUGUUUAAAGAAAACUAAUUAUCCAGCUACCUUUGACUUGGAUCAGAGUAAAUAAAGCACUUCCCUAUUUGCACUGAAAUGUUUUGUCUAGGAAUUAAAUAUUAGGUAUUAGUCAGAUAUUUCACUUCUUCCAUCAUUUGCCAUGUGGAGCAAAUUACAUUUAAGAAGUAUCCCUCUGUUUGAUUUUGCUGCCCAAACCACUUCAGGUCAUCUGGUGCUGCAGAGCCGCUGCUGCUCUGCUGCUUCACCAUCCACUAGUUCUUCUGUUUAGUGUAAAGCGGUGUGUUUAUGGACACAUUGAAACACAGGUGACCUAGUGACACACAGUAUGGUGGCAUUUGUGUGGAUUUAAUUAUGCAAAUGUCAGUAUAAGUGUAUGUGUCAGAUCACGUAUAGAAUCUGAAAUAAUGGAAAUACCACCAGUGUUUGAAAGUUCGUUUGAAGUUUGGCAAGCCAAGAGGACCGUAAAACUGGUGUAUGCCAUUGCCGACUGGCACUUUGACAGAGAAAACAUACCUGCAGCCUUUGUCAGCAUUGUGUCAGCCAGGCUGUGGCUUCCCUGAAUUAGAGCUCCUGCAGGUGCCUGUGAUGAUAAAUCUCCUUACUUUUUUUUUGGCCACACCACUGGGCACAUGGGAUCCCAGUUCCCCGACCAGGGAUCGAACCCGCGCCCCCUGCCUUGGAAGCGCAGAGUCUUAACCACUGGACCGCCAGGAAAGUCCUGACUCUCCUUAUUUUCACAUCGACUGUUUUAUAAUUUGAAAUAUUUUUACCUUCUGAGGCAAUCUCACCUGAGUGCUCAUUAAAUGGGGGUGACAAUGCUAGGGCUGAAAAACAGGCUGAAAAUUUGGCAUUUUGGAAUGAACUUCAGAUUGGCUUUAAUGUCAUGAAGGCCAAACAAACAGUUCCCGUGGCACAUUUUAGAGUGAGGACCCUGUAAAAUGUUAGUGAUAAUCUUGAGAAAAUAAAAAGCAGCACGAAAGCAAAAAUGUACAAUAGUUGUGGAUUUUGAGGAAGCAUCUCCCAUUAACUUCUGUGGAAAAAUCAGUAUUGAGUUAUGCACAUUCUUCAAGGAUAUAUCCUCUGUCUAAAAUCUGGUAUAUGAUUUUCAUAUAAACUAUUGUUAGGAAACAAUUCUGGGACAAGCACGGGUUUAAUGAUUCUGUAAAUGUUCGUUCUUCCAAUGAGUAUUUAUUGAAAACGUUUUAUGAGCCAAAUAACUAGGUCGUGAGGACAGUGUUCAACUCGUCUUGUCUUCAUGGACUUUACAACCCCUUGCUGGGAACACAGAUUAUGAGCAAGUAAAUAAAUGUAAUGGGAUGUUCCUGCCUCUUCUGACCAGUAAGGUAGCUGUCAGAGUAGUUAUCAGAAUUCCAUACCUGAUAUGCAGACUUACAAGGAAAUGGCUCUAAGAACCUGUCCCACAAGUCUUGGGCCCAGGAUAAAGGUACAGCCUUUCCAGGGCCCGGGGCAAAGUGAAAGUAUUAAAUUCCAGACGGCAACAACAGAGCGUUAAACCAGGCCCGAGGCCCUUCCAAGUGUGGAGGCCCCUGUGACUGCACAGGUCACAUGCCUGUGAAGCUGGCCCUGCUUAGAUCCUUUAGCCAAAAAAACAAAACAAAACAAAGUGAAAAAGCUUAGAGUAGAGAAGAGAGAUUUGGGGGAUGGUGAUCUUUGGAGAGCUGGGCUAUGCUUGGGAAUGCUACCGUCUAACUAACCCAAGUCUAGUGGCCGGGACGGUUCACAGGGACCCUUGAAGAGCUCUGACAACGUAUUUCCUGCCAUGGUGAGACACAGAACCAGUGCCCGCCGGAGGGGCCUGAGAAGCUAACACUGAAGACUUACCGGGAGCGUAGCUCCUACCCACGAUAUCUGCAGGACAGUCAGGAGGGUGCCGCUGGGAUGGGACCAAACCGCAUGGCUAGAGCUCGUGGGGUCGAGGGUUGUUUGCCUAAUUGGAUUGCGUCCAAGGGGAGAGAGCUGGAAGGGGUUUCUCGGGCCAGUCUGCAUUCACCAAAUGGCAUCAAGCUCUGCCUCCAACCAGCUAAUGGAGUCUCUUCCUGCCAUUUAGAACAGCCACUCAGACUCACACUCCUCCAGGCCCCUUUGUAAAGUCAAGGUAACUAUCAAUAGCAAUAUACAGUGGCCCCGUGUACCCAUGACCCAGUGUCAUUAUUAUUACAUGUGAAACCCACAGCAUAAUCUCUUUCUGUCCACAUCUCCCUUUCUUUUUCAAAAAGAUGUAUUUCCUUACACUUUUUCAACUUUUCUUUAUACUUUUACAACAUAUCUAUCUUCCUCAUCAUCAUCAUAUUGCAUGCUUUUAUGCCUUACAUAAAUAUUAAAGAUUCUGACAUUUAUUUAUUUUGUUUGGCUUUGUGAGAUUCAUCCAUGUUGAUAAAUGUAGCUAUAGUUCAUUUGCUUUUACUACAGCAUUCCAUUGUAUGACUCUACUAUAAUUUAUUCAUCUCUUCUAUUAAUAGACACUUGUUUCUCCUGUUUUGGUGUUAUGAACAGCGCUGCUAUAAGUUUUAUUAUAUAUGUCUCCAUCUGCUAGUGUGCAAGGGCUUUUUUUGUAGGGGUUACAGACCCAUUCCGUGUCCUUCCCCUGCUCUGUUCUGUAUCUCAGGGACCUGACCCCCAUAGGUUGCAUUUCCCAGAUUCCCGUGUCCCCUGGCUUGCUUCGGGGCUUAGCCAAUGGGAGGCGCUGGCGGGAGAGAGAAGUCAGUGCAUAUCUGCCUCUUGGUCAGAUGAUGUCGCUUCUGCACCUCCGGCUCCCAUCCCACAGGUCCACCCUGGUUCUAGCUUCUGCCCAGAGACCCCAACUAACUCCUGGUCUUCUGUAGCCUCAGUCUUUUGUCUCAAUAGACUGAGAUGGGAGUGAGUUCCUGAAAUGGCUGGUCCCUGGUUGCCUCACUGUUUGCUGUUUGACUUCCCAGCUCUUUCAAUCCACAGGUCACCAAUUCCUUUUAUUAAAUUCCUUCUGUUUCAAGACCUGGAAUGGAUUUUCUUUUCCAGUUACAUCCUAAUAUAUAGGUUGUGCAUAUCUUCAACUCCAAAUUGCUCUCCAAAGUGGGUACACCUACUAACGCUUCUAGCAACAGUGUAUGU
Orcinus orca (killer whale) is the source of this 6808-nucleotide messenger RNA. RefSeq names its product cyclin dependent kinase 1 (gene CDK1). The transcript is spliced from 8 exons. Gene Ontology annotation, molecular function: RNA polymerase II CTD heptapeptide repeat kinase activity; ATP binding; cyclin-dependent protein serine/threonine kinase activity. Gene Ontology annotation, biological process: G2/M transition of mitotic cell cycle; protein phosphorylation; mitotic G2 DNA damage checkpoint signaling. Bases 136 to 1062 code for a protein of 308 amino acids. NCBI's taxonomy places the organism in Eukaryota, Metazoa, Chordata, Mammalia, Artiodactyla, Delphinidae. The record is from RefSeq and is a predicted model, not a curated record. Gene Ontology annotation, cellular component: nucleus.